ACAAAGGAAGUGGAGGAGGUGGCAUGGCAGCAUAUAUAUGAUUUUUAUUGCCUUACAGGGCUGUCGUAGCUGUAGCUUUGCUUCGAUACAAUCUAAUUAAAAAGACAACUUCUUGAACAAGGUUUAUUUGGUUGGGCAUUGUUGGUACUUGCUAAAACCACUUGUAAUGAAGACAGAUAGCCCUUUUUUCCCACCUUGUUUGUCUCUUGGAUUCUUAUUACUACUUACUCAAUACCGACAGCUGCGGACCUUGGGAAUCAACCGGUAAUUCCAAUAUCGAGAAUUUCAGUAAAUUUCAUGAAAUUAUCUUUCAAAUCAAAUUACGGACAAAACAAAAGAGAUUGUACCGAUCAAAACAGUAAAAUUCUGAAGACAAAACCAAGAAAAAUGUGGUACCCACUCAUGCUCUGCCACGUAUAAAGAAGAAUACCCAACGGGAAGUUUCUCGACGAGACGUAACGCAGCUUCUCGUUCUUUCCUCUCUUCUUCUUUUCAAUCUCACUUUGCCUUUGUUUUCGUUCCUUUGCCUCUCUGUCUCUUCCCCUUCCCUUAUCAGUUUCCUCAUCCCGUAAAAAGGUGAACCUUCUAGAAUUAACAAGCAGCUCUUCUCCCCCUCUCUCUCCCAAGUUCAAAAAAAAAAGGAAAAAAAUUUUGUUUCGUUCAUGGCUCCGCCUCCAGUGGAGCAAAACGGAGAGGCGACGACGACUGGAGGAGAAUCGCAGAGGUCUGUCCCCACACCAUUUUUGACUAAAACUUAUCAAUUGGUAGAUGAUCAAACAAUUGACGAUGUCAUUUCAUGGAACGACGAUGGAUCUACUUUCAUCGUUUGGAACGCUGCCGUUUUCGCUCGUGAUUUGCUUCCUAAAUAUUUCAAGCAUAACAAUUUCUCUAGUUUCGUUCGUCAACUCAAUACUUACGGAUUUAGAAAAGUGGUACCUGAUCGAUGGGAAUUCUCGAACGAUUGUUUCCGACGUGGUGAAAAGCGGCUUCUAUACGAAAUCCAGCGUCGAAAGAUGUCGUCGCCAACAGCGACGUCUGUUGCGUUGGCACCGGCGAAAGUGGCGGCGAUUCCAAUCGCAAAACCGAUUAUAUCUCUGUCGAAUUCCACAGACGAGCAAUAUCCGGUCAUUUCAUCGGCCUCAUCGCCUUCGAGAGCGGGCCAAACAGGAACCGUUACGGCCGAGCUCAUGGAAGAAAACGAGAAAUUGAGGAAAGAGAACAUGCAGCUUAACAAACAAUUAGCGGAGAUGAAGAGCUUGUGCAAUAAUAUAUUCACUUUAAUGUCGAAUUAUGCGAAUUCUCUACCGGAGAGCAGUUUUCCGGCGACGAAACCGUUAGACUUGUUGCCAGUAAAGCGGUUAUCGGACAUAGGAGAAGAAGCGGUUGAGGAAGAAACAAGCCCGAGGUUGUUCGGUGUGCCAAUUGGAGGAGGGGUGAAGCGCACAAGGAAAGAAUGGGAAGGUGUAACGGUAGAGGAUGUAACACAAUUACAGCUGCAGCAGCCUGGUGGGAGUGGGAACGAGAUUAUCAAAUCGGAGCCGAUGGAUUGCCAGAACGCGGGACGCGACGAUUAUCGUGGGAAUCAAGACACGCCGUGGCUUCGGCAGUUGCACCGAGCGAAUCAGAGGGUUUGUAACUGAUUUUGGUUCGGUUUUUAGGUAGUUUUAGACUAGCUUUGUUUGGGCUGAUGAUGAUCGAUCCGCGGAACGCUGGAUCCGACCAGAAUCCUCUAGUGCGAAGGAAACGGACAUGCGGAAAGGAGUCACGUACUGCUUUGUGAAACCUUUGAGUGGAGGUUGACCUCCCAGUUGAAGAAUUUUCUUGGGACUUCUUUUUCUGUAUAUAAGAGAAAAAAAAAUAAUAAGAGAAAGGGCAUUCUAAGGUCUAAA
Molecule: messenger RNA, 1889 nt
Organism: Durio zibethinus
Lineage: Eukaryota; Viridiplantae; Streptophyta; Magnoliopsida; Malvales; Malvaceae
Product: heat stress transcription factor B-2a-like
Biological process (GO): regulation of transcription by RNA polymerase II
Cellular component (GO): nucleus
Molecular function (GO): DNA-binding transcription factor activity; RNA polymerase II cis-regulatory region sequence-specific DNA binding
Source: RefSeq, a predicted model, not a curated record